Molecule: messenger RNA, 1045 nt
Organism: Olea europaea var. sylvestris
Lineage: Eukaryota; Viridiplantae; Streptophyta; Magnoliopsida; Lamiales; Oleaceae
Product: heavy metal-associated isoprenylated plant protein 44-like
Exons: 3
Coding region: 61-327 (88 amino acids)
Molecular function (GO): metal ion binding
Source: RefSeq, a predicted model, not a curated record
AUCUUUCUAAAUUCUUGCCUCUAUUUAGCUUUACUGUGUCAUCAAGAUCAUCAUUCCUUCAUGGAGACGAUUGAAUUGAAGGUGGAGAUGGUUGGCAUACACGAUAGAAGAUUGAGGAAGUGCCUGUCAAAACUGAAAGGGAUAGAAAAAGUAGAAGUGGAUGACGAUUGUCAGAAAGUAGUGGUGACAGGUUAUGCACAUAGAAACAAAAUAUUAAAAGCAGUAAGGAGAGCUGGUUUCAAAGCAGACUUCUGGUCUCCACAAAAUGAUCUACUUAAUGCAUAUGCCUAUGGAAGCUUAAGAUUCAACAACUUCAAUUUCUCCUAGAAAUAUCGAUUUUUCCUUUUCUUUUUUUGCCUUUCCAGUUCUCUAUAUAGGAGGAUACACCAAAGAAUAUGUUUUUUGUCUUUCUCAUUUUGCAUUUCUAAACAGAGGUGAUACAGUGGGAAUGGAAGAUACUUAAAUUUAUCAGUUUCUUGAUUUUUGGUCUGAAAUGGAUACUUUUAUUGGGGAAACAAGCUGAACGGGGCUGCACACUUGCUUGUAGUUUAAGUUAGAGAAUCUAACACGAAGUUUAGAAUCCUUUUCUUAUGAGUAUCCCACAUCGAAACAAAAACAAAGAUUAAACCACUUUAUUAAUCAGAACAAAUUGAAAACCAGCUGCCGAGCUUGGAAACUCAAGCUUGUAACCCAAGUGGGGGCAUUAUGGUGUUUGGACGUUAUUCAAGCCCAACCGACUGGAUUCAGGUUUGCUACUCGCUGGCCUGCCCAUUCUAAGCAAGGAAUUGUGCAUUGUAGUCCAAGCGAAAGCAUGGGCUGCUUAGCUCUUAAAGCGGAGGGGACUGCGUCAGGCUGGUUUCACAGAGCAGCGAGAACCUCCCGUUCUUUGCAGUGGAAGGAUAACGGGCCACUGCUUCCUGAUCCAUUGUAGUCAGAUGGGUUUGUUCUAAUCGGACAUUCACUUUUAUCAAUUUUUUUUUUCUUUUGCCAAACUGUAAAAUCGUACAAGCCGAUUCUGUUCUACUCCAGCUAGGGGAAAUCCUGU